This is a messenger RNA of Lottia gigantea (owl limpet), 435 nucleotides long. RefSeq lists its product as hypothetical. The record is from RefSeq and is a predicted model, not a curated record. The annotation marks the transcript as partial. Lineage: Eukaryota; Metazoa; Mollusca; Gastropoda; Lottiidae. Gene Ontology annotation, cellular component: GARP complex. Gene Ontology annotation, molecular function: syntaxin binding. Gene Ontology annotation, biological process: retrograde transport, endosome to Golgi; Golgi to vacuole transport; lysosomal transport. The transcript has 5 exons.
UUAAAUCUUGGAGAUUUAGAUCUGACUUCUGAAGAUUUUCUUCUAGAUGAAGUAGAUGUUCAUAUUCAACAGAAUUUGGAAGAUGAAAUUGUAAAGGAAGCUUUAAAAACAGGUGUUGAUUUAAGACAAUAUUCUAAACAGAUAGAAAAAGAACUGCUACAGGUUGAAAAUGCCUCCAUCAAAGACUAUAUCAAAGAAAGUCAGAAUAUAGCCAGUUUACAUAAACAGAUCUCAGCUUGUGAUACCAUCUUACAGAGAAUGGAAGAGAUGUUGAAUGGGUUUCAAGGUGAUUUAAGUUCUAUUAGUAAUGAAAUCCAGACUCUACAGGAACAGUCUAUAGCUAUGAACAUCAAGUUAAAGAAUAGACAGGCUAUUAGAGGAGAACUCAGUCAGUUUGUAGAUGAAAUGGUUAUACCUGAACAGAUGAUCAGGUAA